GAGAGCGGUCCGGAUCGACACUGACACGCAUGGCAGGGCCAACCCCGACAGCGACGGCUCAUUCGGAUGGAUCCGCAAGGCGAACAUGGAGACAGAUAGGUCUGCGAGGCGGCGCAUUGCAGGCCAAACGCAAGAGUCGAUCGACGCCCGCGGAUACAUUCUUGAGAACAAGUCGGUCCUUCUGCGUCACGUGUCGUCCUCCCUGGCCGGGACGAGGUUGGUUUCUCCAACAUGUGGAUCCUGGCCCACAGCAGACAGCUGGCUCGCGGAGAUGCGCGGCGAGCCUAAGGCGCCGGUCUUCGAGCAAAAGACCGUCUUUGAAGCGGCAGAGGAGUACUGCAAGAGAGGCUUCCGCGUGGCAGCAGUGAAUGCGGCUUCGGCCUACCAUGCCGGCGGCGGCUUCGCCACUGGCGGCCGGCACGCCUUGGAGGAGUCGAUGUGCAUUCAGAGCACGCUCUUUCCGUCCCUUCAGCUUGGAGAAGCCCUGGCCAAGAAGGCCGGGGUUGUGAGUCCAAGUUUCGUUCCAUGCCGACGUGAUGGCAGUCCAUGGACUCCUCAUUUGCCGGCAGAUGGUGUCCUUCUCUCGCCCUCUGUGGAGGUUUUCCGGAACGGCACCAACGAAGGAUACCCCUUCCUUGCGACACCCUUCCAGCUUCAGGCCGUGAUCUCGGUGGCCAUGCCGAACUGCAAUCCUACCAUGAGCGACUCACCUGUCGACGCUCCCUCGGACCCCGUGGAGUACGCCGAGGCCUUGAAGUCGCGGUGGCGUGCAACACUCGUGGCCGCGAUUGAGGCCAGCGCCAACUGUGUGGUUCUCCCAGAUGCCGGCUGUGGAGUUUUCAAGAACGAUCCCAAG
Molecule: messenger RNA, 856 nt
Organism: Symbiodinium sp. CCMP2456
Lineage: Eukaryota; Dinophyceae; Suessiales; Symbiodiniaceae
Source: the annotation of a GenBank genome assembly